Erinaceus europaeus (western European hedgehog) is the source of this 3076-nucleotide messenger RNA. It is a transcript of the gene C19H1orf116, whose product is annotated as chromosome 19 C1orf116 homolog. The record is from RefSeq and is a predicted model, not a curated record. NCBI's taxonomy places the organism in Eukaryota, Metazoa, Chordata, Mammalia, Eulipotyphla, Erinaceidae. Bases 229 to 2211 code for a protein of 660 amino acids. The transcript is spliced from 4 exons.
AGCUGGAAUGAGGAGGAGGAGGAGGAGGAGGCGGGAUUGGCCGGGCAGGCCAGUGGGUGAGGCUAGGAGGUGGCGCGUACCUGUCCAGGUGAGUCAGGAGCAGGUCAGAGGCAGAGCAGGGCUGCAGAGGAGAAGAGCACAGCUACCUCGGCCCCUGAGGCUUGGGACGCUCUCCCUCCCCUCGCUUCACCCCGGGAGCCCUUUCUCAGCCCCUGCCUCGCUUCGGCCAUGCCUGAGAGGGAGCCAUGGCCAGUGGGGCCUGGCCCGGGCACCGACACCCAGCUCAGCAGCCACGCCAGCAUGACCAGCACAACCUCCACCCGCUCUGGACCUACGGACAGCAGCUACGACUUCCUGUCCGCAGACGAGAAGGCCUGUCUGCUCUUCCUGGAGGAGACCAUUGGCUCUCUCGACAAGGAGGCAGACUGCGGACUGUCUGCCGAUGAGUCUGAGCCAGCCGGGACUCCCCGAGGCCCCCCAACUCUGCCCCCUGGCCCUCCUGCCCCCCAGGCACCUCCAGAGGAGCCCAGGAAUGUGACUUGGCCCCAGAGCCAGGGCUUCUGGUCUGGCUCCCACAGCCUCCCCAGAAAUAUCCACAUCGGCAGAAGCCAGCACCUCAGGAGAAGCAGCACCCAGAAAGCUGGCCACACCCCGGAGGGGCCAGAGCGACCUGUCCCGGCACCGGAGAAGGGGCAGGGUGGCCAGAGCGGGCAUUCCAGCCGGGCUCCAGCUGCCCCCCCAUUGGCUGUGCCUGCAGACCCGGCACUGAUUCCUCCCCCAGAGGCCUUCAGGGACACCCAGCCAGAGCUGUGGGGGGGGCCGGGGGAGCAGCGCCUCACCACCCUGCGCCCCCUCGCCACCCUCGCUACCUCGCCCCCUUGCAACCCUGCACUCGCCCCCCCAGAAAGGAGGGGGCCUUCUGCAGAGACCAUGUCCCAGAAGGCCAGUGGGGAUGGCCACCCCAUGCCUCCUGCCACACCUGCGCAGGAGCUGGCAGGUAAGGAUCACGCCCUGGGUGCUGAUGCCCGGCUGACCACCCUCGGCACCCCCAAGCCUCGCAAGCUGCCACCCAACAUCGUCCUGAAGAGCAGCCGAGCCAGCUUCCAUGGCGAGCCCCAGAGCUGGCUGUCACGUCCGGCUGAAAGGGCCCCCGCGGAUGGGGCCCCCGUGUCCUCAGCCCUGAAGGAACAGAGGAGGGCCCGCAGGGAGGCUCUGCAGAAGCUGGGGCUGCCCCAGGACCUUGAGGAGCCCAGUGCCCAGCCACCCAUGCCUAACAGUAGUAUGAGGCCCAGGGAGCCCCGAGGUCCAGCUCAGGCUUCAGCCACUUCCAGGCCUGUGACUGGGCAGCCUGGGUUCUCUGCUGCUGGUGAGGGGCAUCCAGCAGGGAAGGCUACUGUCCAGGGGCCUGCUCCAGGGAGGCUCUCCUCUGCUGCCCAGGGGCCCAGCCCAGCCAGGACUCCCUCUCCUGCCCAGGGGCCCAGCCCAGCCAGGGCCUCCUCUCCUGCCCAGGGGCCUGUUCCAGGCAAGGCCUCCUCUCCUGCCCAGAGGCCCAGCCCAUCCAGGGCCCUCUCUCCUGCCCAGGGGCCUGUUCCAGGCAAGGCCUCCUCUCCUGCUCAGGGGCCUGUUCCAGGCAAGGCCUCCUCUCCUUCCCAGAGGCCUGUUCCAGGCAAGGUCUCCUCUCCUGCUCAGGGUCCCACUUCAGGAAAAGGCCCAGAAGUUAGGUCCCUGCCAGUCCCCAUCCCAAAGGCCCCAAGGGUAGACGGUGUGGGCACUCUGGCCAAACUUGACCCAGGGCUGACUCUGCAGGCCAGCGACACUCCUGGCUUGAGACAGAUGAGCUUCAAGUCCAACACGCUAGAGCGCUCUGGUGUGGGGCUGAGCAGCUACCUCUCAGCCAAGCAGGAGCCAGGGCCCCAGACCAGCAGCUCGCUCGGCAAAGGCUCCGUCCUGGGCCCGCUCUCACCCAUUGUCCCGCGCAGCUCCCGGCCCCGCCCGGCCUCCCUGGGCACCGGCAAGGACUUUGAGGGCAUCCCAGUAGGCAGGCUGGCUGACCUGGAGCAGGAGCAAAGCUCCUUACACCGGCCCUAUGCAGGGCAGAGCCGUGCCCAGUUGCCCCGGGCGCCCUGUGUCAGUGUCCGCAUCUCUCCCAAGGGCAUCCAUGAAGAGCACCGGCGGGAGGCACUGAGGAAGCUGGGGCUGCUCAAGGAUUAGCCCCCCCCCCCCCCGCACUCUCUGGCUCUGCUGCCUAGAGCUGAGCCCGGGGGCACUGGACUCCAAGGACUCCAAGUCUGUGUCUGACAGUGGGGUACCCACAGUUGGAAGCAGGUAUCCCCAAGAGCAUGUGUUACAGCGUAAGCGUGGGCCUUGCAGCAUCUGCUCUGUGGGGCCUCCUGCAGUGGGCAGCAUCCAGCUGGCCCAGAAAGGACUCAGCACUCAGACUCUCUCCUUUCUGGACCAGGGGCCUGGGGCCCGAGCAGACAUGCUCUGUCUAGCAUCUGUCUCUUUCACCAAGGGUAGGGCAGGCCCUAGAUCAGAAGCUCUCAGCUGGAGGAGAGCAGAGCCCCUGCUGGACACUGUCACUCAUGGCCGCCUGCCCCAGGACGUUCUGCUCAGGGCACUGUCAAACUGCACUGAACUGGGCCCUGAGCCGCUCAGAAGGUGCUGCUGGCCCCAGCCCCACUUGCACAUGCUGGCUUCAGCUGGACUCCACACGGAGAUGACUGCCCCAUGUCCACUGCUGGUCGGUCGGUGCAGCGUGUCCAUGUGGCUGUGAGUGCUCUGCCGCCUGGCUCCUGGGGGUCCCCUCACACAGCCACAAUGCAGCAUCUGACACAUUGGGGGGCUGUGGAGACUCCCACCAGCCCCAUGGGGGAUACCCACUCCUCUGUGGCACCUGGUGCCGUGGCCCUCCUGGGCAGGGCUGGACACAGCCACACAGCGCCCAAGUGAGCCCCAAGACCCUUGAGGACCCCCAAGGAUGAGUGGAUGCCAUUCUGUGAUUCUAGGAAGGCACAGGGCUGUUUGGAGAGGUGGGGCCCCAAGGCCUCUCAGUAAAUAAAAGCUGUUCUGGCCGGCC